GUAUUUAAAUAUUUUAGGUCUAAAAGGUCAUUAGAUCCAUUCAAACCUAAACCCGAAUGCUUACAUUUUUUGUGGACUGAACCCCUAUCCCAAAUCCAGUCCAUCUUGGUUGUGUCUGAACGUAAGGCUGUGUUUGGACGAUCUUCCUCUCCCAUCGCUGCCGAUCUUCAUCUCCCGCUGCUUUCCAGCUCCUCUUCCUGCGACGCAGGGUUCAAUCUUCCUCAAUUGUUAAUGUUAUCACAACAUCGGCCGCAUAAAAGAACAAGCCAGCUAACAGCCAUCCAAAUGGUGGAUCAUCCACCGCCCCCACCCUCCCAGGCGUCCCAAGCAGUUUGAAGUUCAUAGAAAUAUUCUCUCCAGGUACAAAUAAAAUGUCACUUUGGAUUCCCACCAAAGAUCACUUCCGUGCCCAGUAUUCGGUUUGUGGAGAACUCGAAGAUGCAGUGGCCAUAGUGAAGAUCAAAUUGAGUGCAGACAAUAUGGUGAAAUUUCGAGAAAUGCCAUUUGGUCAUUUUAUUGAUAUGCGGAAGCUGCAAUUUUCUGGACAACUCAUCCAUAUCCUUAUGCUACAUCUCGUUCGCCAACAACCUGAAGACGAGAUGUGGUUUUUGAUCAAUGGUACUCUUCAGAUUGCACGCUACCCUUUUUCAUCGCCGCGCCAAGCGCUACUACCAUUCAUUGCAGUGCACCUCCGUUGUCUUCUCCGACGAGCCAAGUCAGGGAAGCGCUUCCAGCUUCGAAUUGUAUUAGUGGCAGUAUGGGUUUCUAUGGCUUAUGGAAAUGGCUAUGGAUUAGAAGGGGGUUGGCCAGUGUGGGUUUACCUCUCCUUCACCCACCAUGGAUGAUGGAGAACCCCAAUUGAAGAAGCAGACCCAAUUGAAGAUCUACCUUUCUUUUACAAUGCAUAUACCGUAAUGUCACUCCCGUUCUACAGGUUUUUCCGAUAGCCCUUUCUUGUAAUCUUGUUAGCCAACUCCCUCUUAGCUUGAAUUCUUCUCCUUCCUCUGCCCGUCUGGAGGCUAACAAAUUAUCUUCCUCUCU
Messenger RNA from Cuscuta campestris, 1041 nucleotides. Lineage: Eukaryota; Viridiplantae; Streptophyta; Magnoliopsida; Solanales; Convolvulaceae. The record is from the annotation of a GenBank genome assembly.